This is a messenger RNA of Phalaenopsis equestris, 589 nucleotides long. RefSeq names its product ubiquitin-conjugating enzyme E2-17 kDa-like. The record is from RefSeq and is a predicted model, not a curated record. NCBI's taxonomy places the organism in Eukaryota, Viridiplantae, Streptophyta, Magnoliopsida, Asparagales, Orchidaceae. The transcript has a single exon. The coding region runs from base 31 to 492 and encodes 153 amino acids.
AGUGGUGCUUGAGGUUGAAGUUUUUUGUCCAUGGCAUCUAGGAGGAUUCAAUUUGAGUUAAAUAGCUUGAGGAGGGAACCUCAAACAUCAUUUACCAUUCGUGAAGUAAGUGAAGACUUGCUUCAUUUGGAAGUAACUUUUAUUGGACCUCUCAGAACCCCUUUUGAUGGAGGAGUAUUCCGCAUUUCUAUUGACAUUCCAUCAGAUUACCCUUUUGAACCUCCAGAAAUCCACUUCAUUACCAGAGUUUUUCAUCCCAACAUUAAUCGAAGUGGUAUCAUCUUCCCUAACAUUAUUCGGAGAGACUGGACUCCAACUCACACUAUAUCGAGGAUUAUACCAUCAAUUCGCUCAUUUUUGGUGGAGCCAAUCUUACACAACCCGUCGGUGCCAGAGAUUGCUCAAAUAUAUGAGAAUGAUAGAGUCUUAUAUGAAGUACUUGCUAGAUCUUGGACUCUUUAUUAUGCUAAAGAAGAUAGAGCUCCAGACUAAGAUGGUUGAUGAGCCUCAAUAUCAUAUGAUGUAUAUUAAAUACUCUAUUGCAUAAAAAAUGAGUUAAUGUUAAAUAUUGUUCAAUCAAUGACUAUAG